UGACCGUAACAGAUGGAUGCAAUUAAGAGGAAAUCGGGAGAGAUGGUGGUGGUGACAGAAUGGAAAAUACUCCUGUUCACCUGACACUAUAAUUCACUGGCUUCAGAGGGGAGCAGAUGGAUUUAUGGGGAUCCUAUGGGCCUGGGCCAAGAAGAACUUAAGAGCAGCAAAGUUGAGGACUCUCCCCUGCAGACCUUGUGACCGGAAGGAUUCUAUGAACGUGGGAGGUAGAGGACUUUGGGGUCCUGCCAGAAAAUUUCAGAGUUGGGGAAGGAGCCAGGAGUCCCAAAGAAUGUCCUUGGAGAAUUCUCAUUCCAAAGUCAAUGGGGCAAGCUGUUACACAGCUGGAAGGAUCCUGAAUGGGUCUGAUUUCCUCAGGUUUGGGAAGGUUGUGUCUCACCCUCUGGGCAGGGUCAUCAAGCCUGGGGUCCCACCAGGAGGCCAGGCCACCAGCACAGUGUGCAGGCUCAGCCUAUGGUCCCCUUUACCUGGGAAUGUUACCAACUGGGUGGCAUCCUACCCACUCCCUGGUCUCUGGGAAAUUGGUUUUGCAGGGGACAGGGAAUUGCAGGAAACCAAUCAGUGCCAUUAGUGGGUUAGAAAAGCUCUUGGGGGCAGCAGCUUUUUCCAGCUCCCACCCCAGACAUUGGCUUAUGCACUGAUGGUGUGGGAGGGGUGGGGUGAGACCAGGCUGGAUCUCUUAAAAGCAAUUCCAUUUCUGUUCUCAGGAAAAUAGAACUUCUACCCUGAGAGGAGUCAAAGAGGAGGCAGAACUAUGGCAGGAAAGUUCCGGAAGUCCCAUAUCCCUGGGGUGAGCAUCUGGCAGCUGGUGGAAGAGAUCCCUGAAGGCUGCAGCACGCCGGACUUUGAGCAGAAGCCCGUCACCUUGGCUCUGCCAGAGGGGAAAAAUGCUAUCUUUCGGGCUGUGGUCUGUGGGGAGCCCAGGCCCGAGGUGCAAUGGCAGAACUCCAAAGGUGACCUCAGUGACUCCAGCAAGUACAAGAUCUCCUCCAGCCCUGGCGGCAAGGAGCACAUGCUGCAGAUCAACAAGCUGACAGGUGAGGACACGGAUCUGUACCGCUGCACAGCAGUAAAUAUGUACGGAGAGGCCACGUGCUCAGCGAGACUCACCGUCAUUGAAGUUGGCUUUCGGAAGAAUCGGAAGAGGCACAAGGAACCACAGGAAGACCUCAGGAAGGAGCUGAUGGACUUCCGGAAGUUGCUGAAAAAGAGGGUCCCACCAGCCCCUGAGAAAAAGAUAGACCUUGAGCAGGUAUGGCAGCUGCUGAUGACAGCAGACAGGAAGGACUACGAACAGAUCUGCAUGAAGUACGGCAUUGUUGACUACCGUGGCAUGCUGCGCAAGCUACAGGAGAUGAAGAAGGAGCAGGAGGACAAGAUGGCACAGUACAUCAAUGCCAUCUCCAGCUUAAGACACAUCAGGGUCACCAAGGAUGGGAUUGCAAAGUUUGACCUGGAGCUGGAUCUCAAGGAUUCUCAGAGCAAGAUUUACCUGUAUAAGGAUGGUGAGAUGAUCCCCUAUGGCUUCAACAACCAGACCAAGCACUGUCUGCGCCGGCUGGGAAAGCGCUAUGAGUUCCAGAUCCAAGACCUGAGGCCUGAGGACUCUGGCAUUUACCAGGUCAAGGUGGAGGAUGCUGUGGUCUUCUCCACAGAACUGGAGGCCAGUGCCAUACCCCCAAGAGUGGUGGUCCCACUGGUGGAGACCCACUGUGAGGAGCACGGUGACGCAGUCUUCGAAUGUACCUUCUCCAGCCCCUGCCCUAGUGCAGCCUGGCAUUUCCGGCACCGGCUACUCCACCCCAGUGACAAAUAUGAAGUGUUUGUGUCCCCCGACGGGCUGACCCACCGGCUGGUGGUGAGGGGCGCCCGUUUCUCAGACAUGGGCCCCUACUCGCUGGGCACUGGGCUCUACACUUCCAGCGCCUGGCUGGUGGUUGAAGCUGGGAAGGAUAAAGACCUUCAGUCCACUAGUGCUGACCACCAACUACAGAGGCAAGGAGCCCAGGCCUCAGGAGCAGAAGAGUCUGGGAGCAUCAACAGCCAGGGAGAGAAAUUCAGAGAGCAGGACCCCAGUGGGGGAUCCCUUGAGGGGGCAGGGAUGGCUUCUGGGUUGCAGCACAUAGCCAGCCCAGACAGGGAUGGCCUUGGCAGACAUGGCUACUCCUUGAUGGAGGACAAGGGGGCAGCUGACUCAGCCUGGGGCCCUGGACAGGAAGGUGAAGGCUUUCUAGAAGCAGAGGGAAGCAGAGUCACUCUUCCCAGGGAAAGUCAAUCUGGCAGAGAGGGAGGCUGGGCUGAAAGCCUUGCAGAGAGGCCCUAUCUACAGGGAGAGAGCUCAGAAUCAGGGUUGGGCCUCCCAGAAAAACGACAGCAAGAUCGUGGCAGAGACAGCAACGGUGAUGAAUGCUGGAGGACAGCAGGAGGCUGGGAGGCUGGGUCCAGUCCGCUUCAGGCUGGAGGACUGGGGAGCAGCAGGGAAGGAAAGGAGCACAGAGGGGAUAGUGGAAGACAACUGGAUAGGCACGCCCCGGAGCAACUGUGGGAUGCUCAACUGAGACCUGGGAGAGGAAAGAGUGACAUGCAAGGCUACCAGUCUGAUCCUGUAGGGUCCUGGCCAAGAGGAAAGCAGAUAAAGAUUUCACAGGGUGAUAGCUUGGCUGAGAUGGACAGAGGGGAUGCUCCAAGUAGGGAAAGAAGGAGAGGAGUAGUAGUGUGGGGUAGUGGGACUGGCCUGGGAGAAGCUGGAGACAGCAAUGGGGCGGGAGGUCCUGGCACCCUGGAGUUUACUGGAGGAAGAGGUUCUGGCUCCAAGGCAGGUAUGGGCCCUGAAUCCUGGGAUUCUCAGGGAGGUAGAGAUACUGACUAUGGGGAAGCCUGGGGCUACCGGGGGUCAGGAGAGUUUCUAGGACAGACACUUGGAGGCAAGGAUUUCCAGGAACCAUCAAUAUCAGGUGGUAGAAAAUUCCUUCUGGGAGAUGGGAGUCCUGAGAUCAAAGCUGAAGACUCACUGCAAGAGGCAGAUGGUCUGUGCAGGGGGGAAUCUGUAGUUGGAGGAAGUGUCUACAAAACUGGCCCUGGAGGCCCAGGAGACCCCAGUGGCUGCGAAGGUGGCCUACAGGAACUCAGGGGAAGGGAUGGCCGGGAAACAGCUUGGGCCUCAGGUGAGAUAGGGGAUGACCCCAGAAGCUUCCAGUCUUCCCAGGAGUGGACAGCAGGUCACAGAGCAGCAGGGGGUGUUGGCAGAAUAGAAUCUAAGGGCACAAGUCCUUGGGAUGACACACCAUCUGGCCUCAGAAAAACUGGAGCCCACUAUGGGCCUGGAGUGCUGGGACCCAGUGGAGGGCAAGAGGGUAGGGGUGGUACCCAGGUGGCUGGACUGACAGAGUCUGGUCAGGGGGUGGAUGCCAGAAGCCGUGGGCUAAGUAGGUCUCCAGGCCUGGGUGCUCAGGGAUCUGGGGGGAUACUAGGAGAUACGGAAGGAUUAAGAGGUCCUGGGUCAAUAGGGUCUGAACCAGAUUUCUGGGAUGGGUCAGGGAGCUCCAGAGUAAAAGGACCCAGAGGCUAUAAGGAUGACUUGGAAGGUCCUGGGAGAAUGGAAUCUAGGUACGAGGGCGGCUUAGGAUAUUCUAGGGGAAUAGGCCCUGAAAGCGGGGCUGGUUACAGCUAUGGCUCAGGGGUUCCAGGAGAAAUGGGGUCUGGCCAUGGUGCUGGUUGUAGAGUUUCCCCUAGGGCACCUGCGGGAAUGGAGUCUGAGGAAGGGGGUGCGUACAGGAAUGGCUCUGGGGUACCUGGGGGAGUGUGGUCAGGAAACGAAGAUUCUGGCCCUGCAGGAGGAGGGUCUGGGAGAGUUGCCAGUCUUAAGAACGGCUCAGGUGGUCCUGAUGGAGCACCCGUGGAUGACAUCAGGAAUUGGGCCUCUGCACGCCAGGGCGGCAUGGGCCCUAGGAGAGGGCACCAUUCAGAUGGCGGCCUAGGGAGUGAGAUGACGGGGUCUGUGGAUAGAGGUGGUCUCAAGGCCCCUGGAGUAGUGGAGACUGUUGGUAUGGGAUGUGUGGAAGCAGAACCAGAGAGCUCUGGAAGAAUAAGGCCUUGGAGUCAGACUGGCUUCAGAGCCUCAGAGGCCCUGGAGGCCUUUGGAGAAGGAGGCUAUGAAGAUGGCUCUGGGGGUCCAGAAGCCAUGGAACCAGGGUCUCUGAGGGCAGGGAGCAAAGUGGGUGAGGGGAAUGGGACAAGAUGCCCUGGUGCUAGGGCCUCUGGAGCUGGAGCUGGUUACAGGAAUGAUACCAGGCACCCUGAGGCACUUGCACCUCACACUGGGGCUGCUUCUGAGAGCCAGUGGGCUUAUGGGGCUGGCAAUGUGCUGGGUUAUGAGGAUGGAUCAGAACUUCCAGGGCCUCAGGGAACUGGGGUCAGAACAGCCUAUGGAGGAGGGUCAAGGGGCCUUGGGCCUAGGAGUACAGGACCAGGGGGUGAGGCAGCCUUUAGAGAGAGUUCAGGGGACCUCCAAGGAAUGGGAUCAGCAGAUGGGCUGGGUUGUAGGAAGGGUAUUGGGAGUUCGGGGGAAAUGGGGUCAGUGGAUAAGGAAGGUUACAGGGGAGAUUUGGGGACUCCUGAGAAUAUGGGUUCGGGGAGCAAGGCUGCUUAUAGGGAUGGUGUAGGGGGUUCUGGGGCAAUGGGGUCAAUGGAUGAAGCAGAUUAUAGGAAAGAUUUAGGGGCUCCUGAAGGAAUAAGUUCAGGGAGCAAGGCAGAUUAUAGGGGUGGUUUAAAGGGUUCCAGGGAAAUGGGGCCAAUGGAUGAAGCAGAUUAUAGGAAAGAUUUGGGGGUUCCUGAGGGAAUGGGUGCAGAUUAUAGGUGUGGUUUAAGGGGUCCUGGGGAGAUGGGGUCAGUGGAUGAACCAGGUCAUAGGAAUGGGAUUGGAGGUUAUGGGGAAAUGGGGUCGGGUUAUAGGGAGGAUGUGGGGGCUCCUGAGGGAAUGGGCACAGGGAGCAAGGCAGGUUAUAGCGAUGGCUUAAGGGGUUCUGGAGAAAUGAGGUCAAUGGAUGAGGCAGGUUAUAGGAAAAAUUUGGGAGCUCCUGAGGGAAUGGAUUCAGGGAGCAAGGCAGGUUACAGGGGUGGUUUAAGGGGUUCUGGGAAAAUGCGGUUAAUUGAUGAGGCAGGCUCUAGGAAAGAUUUGGGGGUUUCUGAGGGAAUGGGUUCAGGGAGUAAGGCAGGUUUUAGGGGUGGUUUAAGGGGUUCUGGGGAAAUGGGGUCAGUGGAUGAGGCAGGUUACAGGAAGGAUUUGGGGGUUUCUGAGGGAGUGGGUUCAGGGAGUAAGGCAGGUUUUAGGGAUGGUUUAAGGGGUUCUGGGGAAAUGGGGUCAGUGGAUGAGGCAGGUUACAGGAAGGAUUUGGGGGCUCCUAAGGGAAUGGGUUCAGGGAGUAAGGCAGGUUUUAGGGAUGGUUUAGGGGGUUCUGGGGAAAUGGGGUCAGUGGAUGAGGCAGGUUACAGGAAGGAUUUGGGGGCUCCUAAGGGAAUGGGUUCAGGGAGUAAGGCAGGUUUUAGGGAUGGUUUAAGGGGUUCUGGGGAAAUGGGGUCAGUGGAUGAGGCAGGUUAUAGAAAGGAUUUGGGAGCUCCUGAGGGAAUGGAUUCAGGGAGUUAUACAGAUUACAGGAAUGGUUUAGGCAGUUCUGGAAAAAUUAGUUUAGGAGGUGAGGCAGGUUAUAAGAAUGUUUUAGGGGGUUCUGGGAGGAUUCCAUUAGGGAGUGAGGCAGGUUCUAGGGGUAGUUUGGAGGAUUCUGGGUACAUUUUGUCAAGGAGUGAGGCAGGUUGUGGGCAAGGCUUUGGGGGAACUGGUGGCAUGGGGUCAGGGAGUGAGGUCAGUUAUAGGGGAGGCUCAGGAGGAUCUGGGGAAAUGGGGCCAGAGGGUGAGAUGGGUUAUGGAGAUGGUUCAGGGAGGCUUGGAGUACCAGGCUCACCAGCUGGAAUAGGACAUGAGGCUGGACCCAGAGGCCACAAAGCCAUGGGGCACGGGUCAGGAUAUUGGGUAGCAUCAGAGGGUGGCACGAGCUGCAAGGAUGGUCCAGAGCGAGCCAGGGAAACAGGGCUUGUGGAUGGGGCAGUACCUAGGGUGGAACCUGGGAUGACUGGAAUGCUGGGCACUGCAGGUGGCAUGGCACAGAGAGACAGCCCCAGGGGCCCAGGGGUGCUGGGGUCUCAGGGAGGGCCACAGACUCUUUCAGAUGAGAGAGGCCCCACCAAAGAUCUUGGGGGCUAUGGAACCUCAGGGAUCCCUGAGGCCUUGGAGGCUGCUGGUGCCAAGGGAAAACCAGAUGUCAAAGAAUGGCAAGAUAGUUCUGGGACUCCAGGGUCUUCUAGGGACAGAGGGGCUCCCAGGGCAAAGGAUAGGUCUCCAGACCAAGCAGGGAUUAUGGGGUCUUCUGGGUUUCUUGAUGGCAAGGGGGCAGUAGAAGGUGAAACCUGGGCAGGAAUGGCUGCUCUGGGGUCUGGACAUGAACAGGACAUCUGGAAAGCAGGCCCAGGAAUGACAGACAGGGGUAGAGUUGCUGGCCAGGGGAGAUUGGCAUCUCAGGGAGGCGGGGACUCACUUUUGGGAGGCAGAAGGAUAGGCUCAGGGAGCUCAGCGGGGACAGGCCAGGAUCUGGACAGCAGCUCUAUGCCUGGGGAAAGGGGCAAGUCAACAUCAGGGCCUGCUGAUGGACUAGGAAUGAGUAAUGCCUGGGCUCCUGACUGGGAAAACCAGGGGUUUAGCCGAGGCAGCAUAGGUGCUGCGAAGCAGCCCGCAGGCUCCAGAGUUUCCGGUUCUCUGCAGGAAAAAGAUGCCGCUUUUGGUGGGAUCCAUGAAGGGCCAGGGGGCUUUAAGGGCAGGGAGGGUGCACCAGGCCAAGAGGUGGCUGGUGGAUGCCGAAGCCCAUGGUCCCUGGAUAGCAAAGGUUCAAGUCGUGGAAGCGGCAGUUCUGGUGGUGCAGAGGACUCAGGUAUCCUGGGCAAGGGGAAUUCUACUGAGCGGGGGAAUGCUGUCAUCCCAAAACCUGGGGAGUCAGGACCUCAGGGAGCCUGGAAUGGCUUAGAUGGUCCCUUUGGCAGAAGAGCCUCUGGAGAUAGGUCAGGAGGGACCCAGGACCUGAGCUCUCAGCUAGGCAAGGGACAGAGAGGAGGAAAGAGGUCCCUCGGGGAGCAGGGGUCCCUGGAGGCUGAGGAUGGUGAGGUCCAGGGUCCUGGGGCCCUAAAGGAGGAUGAGGUGCAGGGAGUGGAAGAGGCUGGGAGGUCAGGCAGGAGGCCUGGCUCACUUAGGAGCAGGUCUCAGGCACAGUCAGGGGCUGAGGUGGGAGGAGGAAAGAGAAGGGGAGCGGAUGAGGCUGGAAGCAUGGGAUGGCAGUCUAUGGGGGAGAACCGGGGGUGCCUGGAGGAGAUGCUGAAUGAAGAUCAGAGCCGGGAGCCCCCCGGUCACCUUGGUAGCAGGAGAGGUGGCAAAGAUGGCAGGUUGGACAUCUAUGGAGAGAGGAGAGAUGCUACCCAGAGUUCCACAUCCAGAUAUAAGCCUGGCACUGGCAGUUUCUCCAAGGAGGCCCGAGGUAGGUGCUUCUCUGCUAAGCUGGCUCCCAUGGGCCACUUCUCCCAGGGCCUGGCUGACAUGAAGGUGCAGCAGGGGGAGGCUGCCACACUCUCCUGUACCCUCACCAGUGACCUGGGACCCGGCACCUGGUUUAAGGAUGGCGUCAAGCUCACCUCCCAGGAUGGAGUCAUCUUUAAGCAAGAUGGUCUCGUGCACAGCCUCUUCAUCGCGCACGUGCAGGGGACCCAAGCCGGGAGGUAUACCUUUGUAGCUGGUGACCAGCAGAGCGAGGCCACUCUGACUGUCCAAGAUUCCCCUACCAUUGCUCCAGAUGUGACAGAGAAACUGAGAGAGCCACUGGUGGUCAAGGCUGGGAAGCCGGUGACAGUGAAGAUCCCCUUCCAGAGCCACCUCCCCGUUCAGGCUGCCUGGAGAAAGGACGGGGCCAAGGUGGUGGGCAGUGGUGACAAGGAGGCCCAGGUGGACCUGGGGGACGGCUACACGCGGCUGUGCCUCCCCAGCACAGGCAGGAAGGACAGUGGCCAGUACAGUGUGACGCUGAGGAGUGAGGGAGGCUCUGUGCAGGCUGAGCUCACCCUGCGAGUCCUAGACAAGCCUGACCCCCCACAAGGCCCCAUGGAAGUUCAGGAUUGCCACAGGGCUGGUGCCUGCCUCCGCUGGCGGCCCCCAAGGGAUGAUGGGGGCCAGCCUGUAGAGUGCUACGUGGUGGAGAGACGGCAGGCUGGCAGGAGCACUUGGCUGAAGGUGGGCGAGGCCCCCGCUGACAGCACCACCUUCACGGAUGCCCAUGUGGAGCCAGGCAGGAAGUAUGCCUUCCGAGUGCGGGCUGUGACCUCGGAGGGGGCUGGCGAGGCCCUGGAGUCCGAGGAAACAUUGGUGGCUCCUGAGGCUCUCCCCAAGGCCCCUUCCGCGCCAGCCAUCCUGUCAGCCUCCAGCCAGGGCAUCACGCUGACAUGGACGGCACCUAGGGGCCCUGGCAGCGCCCACAUCCUGGGCUACCUGAUCGAGAGGCGUAAGAAGGGGAGCAGCACCUGGACAGCAGUGAACGACCAGCCGGUGCCUGAGAGGAGGUGGACGGUGGCGGACCUGCGGCAGGGCUGUCAGUACGAGUUCCGGGUCACAGCUGUGACUCCCUCAGGCCCUGGAGAGCCUGGACCCCCCUCAGAUGCCGUCUUUGCUCGGGACCCCAUGAGACCCCCUGGGCCGGUGAGGAAUCUCCAAGUCACAGACACAUCGAACACCAGCAUCACUCUGAUCUGGGCUGGGCCAGACACCAAGGACGGGGACGAAGCCCAGGGGUAUGUGGUGGAGCUGUGUGGCUCAGACAGUCUCCAGUGGCUCCCGUGCCAUGCGGGCACCGUGCCAGUCACCACCUACACGGCCAAGGGCCUUCGGCCUAGAGAGGGCUACUUUGUGCGGGUGACAGCAGUUAAUGAAGGAGGUCAGAGCCAGCCCACUGCCCUGGACACAUUAGUGCAAGCUAUGCCUGUUACUGUCUGUCCUAAGUUCCUUGUGGACUCCAGCACCAAGGACUUGCUGACGGUCAAGGUCGGGGACACUGUUCGUGUGCCCGUCUCCUUUGAAGCCGUGCCCAUGCCUGAGGUGACCUGGCUGAAGGACGGCUUGCCCUUGCCCAAAAGAAGUGUGACCGUCACUAAGGAUGGCCUCACCCAGCUUCUGAUCCCUGUGGCUGGCCUCUCAGACAGUGGUCUCUACACUGUAGUGCUGAGGACCCUGCAGGGGAAGGAAGUUGCCCACAGCUUCCGUAUCAGGGUGGCAGCGUGUCCGCAGGCACCUGGGCCCAUCCACCUGCAGGAGAACGUGCCUGGGACGGUGACGGCUGAGUGGGAGCCCUCUCCGGACGAGGCCCGGGGUGUCCCGCUACACUAUGCAGUGUUCACGCGCUCCUCGGUGCAUGGCCCCUGGCGCGAGGCAGCUGACCGCAUCCACACCAACCGCUUCACCCUCUUGGGCAUCCUCCCUGGCCACGAGUACCACUUCAGGGUGGUGGCCAAGAAUGAGCUGGGGGCCAGCAAACCCUCGUACACCAGCCAGCCCUGGUGCAUCCCCCGGCAGCGCGACAGGUUCACAGUGAAGGCUCAGAGCUACCGGGAGCCUGACCUGAGCCAGAAGCCCCGGUUCCUGGUGGGCCUGCGGUCCCAUCUCCUGCCCCAAGGCUGCGAGUGCUGCAUGAGCUGCGCCGUGCAGGGCUCGCCCCGGCCCCACGUCACCUGGUUCAAGAACGACCGCAGCCUGGAAGGAAACCCCGCAGUGUACAGCACUGACCUGAUGGGCGUGUGCUCCCUCACCAUCCCCAGCGUAUCCCUGAAGGACAGCGGCGAGUACAAGGCUGUGGCCGAGAACACACUGGGCCAGGCAGUCAGUACUGCCACCCUCAUUGUCAUAGGUAAUGGUGGCUGCCCUGGCAGUGGGACAGGAAGGAGAGCCAGGAGAGCAGUCACCUGCCUGCCUUCAGGGAGCCUCCGGGGGGCGCCUAGAGGGAUUCAGCGGGGAGUCAGGAGACCAGGACACUCUGCCUGACUCUAUGAACUUUCAGCUAUUUAACCUACCAACACAAGCCCACAUGUGGUCUCGAUUCGCCCACUUUUAAAAAAAAAUUAUUGUUGUUGUUAUUAUUAUCAUU
Messenger RNA from Chlorocebus sabaeus (green monkey), 10241 nucleotides. The record is from RefSeq and is a predicted model, not a curated record. NCBI's taxonomy places the organism in Eukaryota, Metazoa, Chordata, Mammalia, Primates, Cercopithecidae.